AGAAAUAGGCAGGGUACUUACGCGUGCGGACUCACAAGAGAUCCUACCACCAGUAAAAAAGUUUUACAAGCUGACAGAAUUUUUUAUGAGAAAUUAAAAUAAUAAGAAUCAGUUCGAACUUAUUUAUUACGAUGAUACUAAUAUGUAUUAUAAAACAAACUAUAAACCGUUCGCCGAUAACGAGGAGUCACGAAUUCAUCGACAUCCUCAAUAAGCGAACAGUGUUGUUGUCUUCAGUGUAUCUAAGUAUUUUGUGAGCGACACACCACAUACACGCAUGUUUCAAAUCGAGUAACGUAUUGAGUGCUAUCUUAAAAAUCAUCAACAAAUAUGACCGAAAUUAAACUAACUGUUCAAGCUCCCACAUUAGUAAAUCGAGACUUUGUCAAGCCCACGCUGUGUGGUCCAGGCCCCUGUGACGUCUGGCCCUCAGUUAAUGAGGCUCUCACCAAACCAGUUAUUUCGCCAAUUUGCGAUGAACAUUUCUACGUACUAGAUGACAUUCGCGCCGGGUUGAAGUAUGUUUUUCAGACAAACUGCGACACAGUUCUCGCCCUCAGUGGAUCUGGUCACGGUGGUAUGGAGACUGUUAUAAAUAAUUUGGUCGGACCCGGUGAAACUUUGCUGGUAGCCAAGAGGGGCUUUUGGUGUGAGCGUGCUCUUGAAAUGGCUAAGAGAUACGGAAUCAACACUAUAACAACGACUGUACCGAUGAACGAGACGUUUAGUUUGCAACAGCUAGAAAAUGAGCUAAGAAAACACCGUCCAACCGCUUUGUUUAUAGUCCACGGCGAUUCAUCUACUGGAAUAGUACAAAACUUGAAAAGUGUGGGCGAAUUAUGUCAAAGAUAUGGCACCCUUUUGCUGGUCGAUACGGUAGUGUCGCUGGUUGGUGUACCAUUCUUUAUGGACGAUUGGAAAAUAGACGCGGUUUAUACUUCAACCCAAAAAGCUUUCAGCGGCCCAGCUGGCAUCAGUCCUGUAGCUUUCAGUGAUCGUGCUCUGAACAAAAUCAACAACAGAACUCAUCAACCUCCUUUCUAUUUUGACGUCAAACUAUUGAGCCAACAAUGGAAUUGUUACGGUAGUACAAGAGUAUAUCAUCACACUCUAAGUUCUCCGCUAUUGUGGGCGCUACGGCAAUGUCUGCAGGAAGUCAUCAAAGAGACUUUACCCAGAUCUUGGGCCCGACAUGCUGCAACCACUAAACACUUCCUCAAAAGAGUAGAACAGCUCUCCUUAAAGACCUUUGUACCGAAACCGGAGGAUCGCUUAAUGACCGUCACAACGGUAGUCUUGCCCAAAGGAUAUGAUUAUUUACAAUUCUCUAAAUAUAUGAGAGAGAAAUACAAUAUCUUAAUAUUUCCCGGCAUCGGUCAAACUGUAGGUAAAACCCUACGUAUUGGACUUAUGGGUGUCAACUCUACAAUACAAGUCGCCGAUGCUGUUGCAGACGCUGUGGCAGGUACACUGAUCGCUUUGAAGAAAUCCUCCUUAUAAAUUUAAUAAUCUUCAUUUUUACUUGUACGUUACGUGUUGCAGAUUGAAUCGUUCAAUUUUCGAAAAUGCAUAUUACUGUUUUAUUCUUAAUGAGUUAGUUAAUAGAGAGUAAUGUACCUAAUAAUAUAUGAAGGCUAUAAAUAUCAAUCCAAUCAAUCCAAUAAUGUGCUUUUUUUUUAGUCAAAAUAUCAAACUUGGAACCAAAUAAAAACUAACUGUCUGGGUUGAACUGAUUGAACUCGGGUGUUGUAUAUCUAUACAUAAUAUUAUAAAGCUGAAGAGUUUGUUUGUUUGUUUGUUUGAACGCGCUAAUCUCAGGAACUACUGGUCCGAUUUGAAAAAUUAUUUCUGUGUUAGUUCAGUGUCAGUUAGUAUUUCAGUUAGAUAGCCCAUUUAUUGAGGAAGGCUAUAAGCUAUAUAACAUCAAGCUAAGAUAAGAGCACCAAUAAAAAAAUGUUUCAAAA
This is a messenger RNA of Bombyx mori (domestic silkworm), 1964 nucleotides long. It is a transcript of the gene Agxt, whose product is annotated as alanine--glyoxylate aminotransferase. Gene Ontology annotation, cellular component: peroxisome. The transcript is spliced from 8 exons. NCBI's taxonomy places the organism in Eukaryota, Metazoa, Arthropoda, Insecta, Lepidoptera, Bombycidae. Gene Ontology annotation, molecular function: L-serine:pyruvate transaminase activity; L-alanine:glyoxylate transaminase activity. Bases 331 to 1500 code for a protein of 389 amino acids. The record is from RefSeq and is a predicted model, not a curated record.